This is a messenger RNA of Saccoglossus kowalevskii, 2759 nucleotides long. RefSeq lists its product as uncharacterized. NCBI's taxonomy places the organism in Eukaryota, Metazoa, Hemichordata, Enteropneusta, Harrimaniidae. The record is from RefSeq and is a predicted model, not a curated record.
AUGGCUUAUAAUCUUCGACCCAGGGAAGGUCUGCCACCACAUGAAUGUCCUGACUGCUCGACAGAUGAUAGCCCAAGCACAGGGAAUCUCAUAUUGCAAGGAAGUUUGGUGAGUGAACUUGCAACCCCAAAACAACAUGGCGGACUUCAUAAGCGGGAACCUUUGAUGACCCCAAUUUCAACGCGUUCUCUUAAACAACCGCCAGAAACAGAGGCAAGAUUAUCACAAAUAGAAACACGACUUGACAAGCUCACAGCUCUACUAGAACAAAGCCUGCAUGUUCAAAAACAAACACCAGAGGUACAAGUUAGUGGUGUACAGUCAAAUAUUCAUAAUGAUGACGGCCUAUACAUGCCAUACAGAAUGAUGAGAGCUGGUAAACCAUCAUCCAUGUCAUCCAAGCCGCUCCAUUCAUCCCUACAAGAUCAAUCAAGGGGGUUGCAUGCUGCUGCUAGCUAUGACAACACAUCUCCAGCUACCAAAAAGAAAGUCCUUGCCGGUGAGUACAUUGAUCUAGCAACUUUACAAUACCCCAGCCAUUCAUCCUGUGGUGAACAUGAUGAUGCCAUUGAGGCAGUAUUGAAAGGAUCAGAGUUAACAUUCCAGCCAAAACGCAAGAAGGUGCAGAUCAAUUCUUUCACACAGUGGCUGGCUGCCUUUGGAGUGUAUAAAAGUAUUUUAUAUAGUCAACAUCCACAACUUUGUAAAGCCCUACUUAUAUAUCGCCGCACUAUCCAGAAUUGUGAUGUUAAUUUCCAAUGGCACAGUGUGUAUAGCUAUGACAUAAAGUUCUGUCGCAAGCUAGCAGAAACCAGGGAUUUCAGCUAUGACAAAUUAGACCAUGAGCUUUCCAUAACAACGUUUACAGAUCCAAGUGCUGCCAAGUCUCUUCCUACAUGCCAUAGAUGUAAACAACCAGACCGGUCGAGCGAAAGAUUGUCCCUUUUUUGCGAAGAUACCCACCUCACCGGAGACACAAGAGGAGGCCAAGAAGAAAAGCCAGAACACAUUCUUCGAUCUGGCAAGGGGUCCCUGCUUGCAAAGGUAGACCUUGAAGAUGCCUUUUAUCAAAUCCCAGUCCGACCAGCAGACUGGGAGCUUCUCGGGUGUUCUUGGGAUCUUGACAUUGAUAGAUCAGGACAGUCAAAGACAUAUUACUUUUACAGCAAAGUAUUGCCAUUUGGCUUGCGUAGUAGUCCAUCCCUGUUCAAAACAUUUGCAUUUUUCUGGACGACUACAUUACUGUCGAGAAGUGAAAACUUCAAACUGGACGUUCCAGAAUACUUCAACUUUGCCGCUGACGUGUUGGACAAAUGGGCGGAAAGGGAGAAGACAGGUGAGCGCAAUACUAGCAUACCAGCGUUCUGGUGGACCAACAACAAUGGCGACGAACUGAAAUGGUCAUUCCAGGAUCUAAAAUCAAAAUCUGCCAGAACAGCAAAAUUUCUUUAUAAUGUCUGUGGAAUAAGAAAAGGAGAUCGAGUUAUGGUAAUUUUACACCGUGUUCCUGAAUGGUGGUUAUUGUGUUUAGCUUGCCAACGAAUAGGAGCUGUGUUGUGUCCAGGGUCGCCACAACUGACUACCAGUGAUAUCAAGUAUAGACUGAGUGCGGCAAAGGCAAUGACCAUAGUUACUGACGAAGAACACGCAGUGAUGGUAGACCAGUAUGGACAUAAGAAUCUCAAACACAAGAUUUUGGUAUCAGAAGAGAAAGGACAACGAGACGGAUGGCUGUCAUUUCAUAACUUAUACCAGAAUUCCGACGAUGAUUUUGAGGCAUUGUUGAUUGGAACCUUCCCCGGUGUGAAACAGCGACUUGGGUGGAUUGGAAAAACAGCGCCUGGAGCUGAUAUCAGAAUCGUUGAUUCAAAUGGCGUAGAACAACCAAAUGGUACUGAGGGAAUUAUUGGAGUUAAAGUCUACCCAGAGAGACCAGUAGGGUUAUUUGCUGGAUAUUUAGACGGUGACCACCUUAACGAGAAAAUCUUUCGUGGUGGUUACUAUCUUACUGGUGAUAGAGGAAUCAAAGACGACGAAGGUUACAUCCGUUUUGUGUCACGUGACGAUGACGUCAUUUUAUCUUCAGGCUAUCGAAUUAGUCCAGUUGAAGUUGAAAACGUUCUAUUUCAACAUCCUGCAGUUGCUGAAUCAGCAGUCGUGAGCAGUCCAGAUGUAGUCAGAGGAGAGAUUGUGAAAGCAUUUGUGGUUCUCCAAAAAAAUUAUAGAACACACAAUGCAGAAAAGUUAAUAAAGGAAUUACAAGAACAUUCAAAGAAAAUCACAGCGCCGUACAAAUACCCACGAAAGAUCGAGUUUCUAGAUGAACUUCCCAAAACAACAACCAACAAAAUACAACGAUUUGCCUUGCGUAAUAAAGAAUGGAGCAGAUCUAGAACGGUGAAUUAAGUAGAGUCCGAAUUGAACGAGGGAUUCAUCUGUAUGUCUGGGCGUACUGUGAUCGAAUUAAGGAGUUGUUUUACAUUCAUUUUCGUUAUUAUAUGAAAUCAAAUUUUGCAUAUAAUCUUUCUGUCUGAUGAUGACAAGCUCGAAUGUUGUGUUUAGUGUUAUAUCUACUAGUACCAUCGUUUGCAUGUGAUUACGUUUAAUUUCACACAAUUGUACCAAAGCCAAUCUAUACUGUGUGAGUUCGUAUUUGACCAUGAAUACUAGUUCUAUAUGUGUACAUAUGUGUAGUUAUUUGUAUAUGUCAGACAUUCUACAUGACUAGCAACAACUUGUCACUGUGUAACCAUGCUCAU